This is a messenger RNA of Penicillium concentricum, 1317 nucleotides long. RefSeq names its product DASH complex subunit ASK1. Gene Ontology annotation, biological process: attachment of spindle microtubules to kinetochore. Gene Ontology annotation, cellular component: mitotic spindle pole body; DASH complex; mitotic spindle. NCBI's taxonomy places the organism in Eukaryota, Fungi, Ascomycota, Eurotiomycetes, Eurotiales, Aspergillaceae. The coding region runs from base 1 to 1317 and encodes 438 amino acids. The record is from RefSeq and is a predicted model, not a curated record. The transcript has 4 exons.
AUGUCUCGCCAACCUUCGCAGGCCCACCGGCCGUUGUCCCUCACCGAGGAGCUUGAGAAAUUGGAGCAGUCCAUCACCCUUACACUCCAAGAGAUCGACCACAAUUUCAGUCAAGCUCAUCGAAUAGUCACCACGAGUAUAUUGCCUCUAGUAGAGCAAUAUACCGAGCAUUCCCGAGAUGUCUGGGAAGGUUCCAAGUUUUGGAAACAAUUCUUCGAAGCGAGCGCCAACGUAUCUCUAUCCGGCUAUGAAGAAAGAAACACCGACGACGAAACGACGCAGGACCCCACAGCCACGGAGGAAGAGUUGUCUGCCGACAUAACCCAAAGCACCAGCCUCGACGAGAGCAUGUCCCACGAUACGCCAUCUUACCAGCGCCAUGAAACGCCCCGCGGCGACCAGGCAGACGACCUUGAUCUAACAGAUCUCGCAAUCUCCUCUCACAGCACUCCACGUGCUCCGGGCCACCACCACCAACAGGCCGACGACGACAUGACAACCUCCUCGAUGGAGUACUCGUCCUCUUACGAAAACCUAAGAAGACAAGUCAACGAAUCCGAACCUCCAUUCGACCUCCCAGACUCCUCGACCCUCCCAUCCACUCCAGGCCGCCAGCUCUUCUUCCCCCGCGGCGUCUCCGCCACAACCCCGAUGUCAUCACCAUUCCUCCCGCCCGCGUCGGAGUCACAGACUCAAGACCGUCGAUACCAGAAGACCUCGGACCCAGUACUGCACCAAAUGCUCGACAAAACAUACCGGGUGCAAGCCACGCCGCUCGGAAAGGGAUUCCGCAAUGUGGGCGGCGGCACGAACACUCGAUCCAAGUUCAAUAUCACCACCCCAAAGCUGGCAGAGACUACGUCCAAAUAUGCAUAUGACGACUCGCCGAUUUCCAGCCCGGAGCCAGAGGCACCACAACUCCACUCGGAGAUUUUCUCGUCGCCCAUCAAAGGCAUCGACACCCCGGGCACGAACCGCAAGCGACCGACUAGCAGCAAUCGCAUGCGCGGUAUUCCCAAGCCUGGCAUGAGUGUCUUGACACCUGCUAAGAAGUCUGCGGGCAAGUCGGCUAUGUGGGAUAGCGACGACGAUUUUGAUGACGAUGAUGAGGAUCUUGGGCCUAGUCCUCCUAAGACAAUGCAGUUCCACAUUCCGCAGAGCCGGUUGAUGAGGACGCCUGCAAGGGAGGCAUCUAAACGCAUCGUGACUGAUUUACUAGCUACGGCUGGGGCUGGGGAUAUCACAGAUGACUUUGGCGACGACCAAAGUCCAAGUGUGAUCCGCCGCAUGGAGCGCCUGGAAGAUGAAACUUUCUAA